Cryptosporidium ubiquitum is the source of this 1737-nucleotide messenger RNA. RefSeq names its product putative low complexity protein. The transcript has a single exon. Bases 1 to 1737 code for a protein of 578 amino acids. The record is from RefSeq and is a predicted model, not a curated record. NCBI's taxonomy places the organism in Eukaryota, Apicomplexa, Conoidasida, Eucoccidiorida, Cryptosporidiidae.
AUGAACAAUACAAUAAAUUCCUGGACUUCAGGACUAGCUAACUUUUUGAAUAUGGGAAGAAAUCAAAGGGAGAACGUUACAGGAGAAGUAAACAUACCUAAUCAGGGCAAUGAUACUCAUUAUUGGGCCGAUCAGAGUGGCGGAAACAGAUUUAUUUUACAUCAGAAUUUACAUGGUAUUUCGCCAAAAGAUAUUUAUCAAAAAGGAAACAACUUUGUAAAUCCAAUGGAUUAUUCCCAAUUCUCUCCAAGCAUCCCAAACUUUAAAACUGCAGCAUACACUUCACUUUCUGGAAUGAAGCAGAUUGUUUCAAUUACUGAUAUUGGGAGUGUAGUUGCUCAUUAUUAUGAUCUUGGAAAGUAUGUGGGGCUUGGUGGAGCAAUCCGAUUUUUCAUGCUUUGCAAACAAAUAAAGCACUCAUUUAUAAAUAUUUCAUUGAACGAUGAAAACAUCAAUAUUGGUGUUUAUUCUUCCUCAAUUGAUCAGGAUUCUGGAUUUUCAUAUCCAUUAAUAAUACAUAACAAAAAAUUUCAUUUAUUUGGUACCGUUCCCACUUUAAGAUACAUUGCUAAAAAGAUUGGGGAAUAUGGAAUUGAUGCAUACAGAGAUUAUGCUUUGGAUAUAUUUUCAGAAACUCUCUCCGAGUGGAGAAAUUUGUUGCUUCUUGCAAUACUUGAGAAGAUAUCAGAAAGUAAAAUAUUCCAAGAUACAAAAGAGGAAGUUACUGAAUCAGAUCUAAACAGCUCUAGAAUGACAAAUUUUAGCAGAAAUAUAAGCAAAGUUAUUGAGGAUACAAAAAAAACCUUUGGAACUGCAAUUACUGAUGAUAACUACUAUAAUAAUUAUCUAAAAUCUAGAAGAAAAUUCUUUAAAUCUGUUGAAUCUAUUUUGGUCAAUUUUUCUGCAAAUCCAUUUAUUCCAUUAAAAGGAGAAAUGAUUGCUCUCGAUACCACUACAACAGAAGGAAAAGAAAUUCCAAGACAAUUAUGUAACUGCCCAAGUUAUUGCGAGCUUUUCUUAUUUAGUAUUAUUUAUGAUGAUUCAGUUUUGAUUAAGGAAAAUUCCAAGUUUCUAAAUGAAAAUGACAUUUCUACUGAAAAAUUACUCGAAGAAUUCCCAAAAUUACAUGAUCUUUUUCAAGCUAUCAUGGCUUAUCCAUUGAUUACACAGUGGUACAAGGAGAUGGAACAACCAUCAGAAACUGAAGAAUCCAGUCAACAUACAAGUAAUAAGGCUACUAAUACUAUUAAUAAUGAAAAGGUGCAAACAGAAUUAAAUGGAGUAAGAACAGCAACUCCAAAAAAGGUUUCAGAUAUUGACCCUAGUAUAUUUGAUCCUUCCGGUACCAAUAUACCAAUACAUAAUGAGCCUCGUACUACAAAUACAAUCACAUAUAGGCUCGCCCCUCCAAAGUCUCAGGUCAUCUUUCCAAAUAAUUCUAAUAAUAAUCAAAGAGUUGAAAUACCCAAUAUAUACCAUCAGACUUGCUCAAAGAACCCAAAUGUUAGUACCAAUACAUUUAAUGCCAUUCGAAUUAACAACUAUGAAACCAGCUUCCGACCAAGUAAUCCUCAACCCAACGUUAAUGUUAGGAUUGCAAACUUUUCUAAAGUUAAUAAUUUACCUUAUCAGAUGGGCCAGGGGCACCAAGUUUCCACAGCAAGACAAUUUAAUAACUAUUCUGAUAUGAGACAAAACACUCAAUACCCACCUUUUGCUCCUUCCACAUUUAGGUGA